AUGGCAGAUGACUACCACCAGCCAGGCAUAGCCGCUUUCCAGGGCUACGUCCCCAUCCUUCCACGACCUCUUGCCAGAAGUGAGAAUCAAGCAAAUGCACAAAUCGAUGCUCCAGGAAACGCCCACGCUGUUUCGAUGCAGACGCCAGCCUCCGAUCCUGUUCCUAGAGCCCUUCGUACAACCUGCGAAACUUGCCGUCUUCUUCACCGCACCUGCCGCGGUGGAUCACCUACCAAACCCUGCGACGGAUGCGUUAAGAGAAAGGCAAUUUGCGUCUUCAAACCUCUCGGUUCGUUCGUCAAGAAGAGAAACAGAAAGCGCAAGCACGAUCCCACCACAGGAGAAGAGCCUGGAGCAGUUCCCAAAAGGGUGGCCAAGAAUGGCACAGUUCAUGCACCUGGUUUCGAUCCCCUUUCUCUCGGCCUUCGUAUUAGAUGCAACUACUGCCAUCUACGUGCCCGCUCAUGCAUUAACGGAUCCAACACUACUCCCUGUGACAACUGCAAGCAGAGAAACUUGAUCUGCGAAUUCGGCCCCCGCAAAUCAAUCGUCGACAAGGAGACCUUCCGCACCAUCAUAGACGAAGACCAGACUCAAGAGCAGAGCUUGCGCAAGACCACGGACGAAGGCCACACUCAAGAGCACAACUUGCGCCAGCUCACUGACGAGAACUACACUCAUGAGCACAACUUGGGCAAGAUCUCAGGCGAGAACUACUAUCACGAGUACGACAAUGCUGCAUUUGCUCGCCUAUUCGACAGUAAGGAGCAGAACUACACUCAAGAGCACGGCUUGCGCCAGCUCACAAACGAAGUCUACACCCAAGAGUACGAUGAUGUUGCGAUUGCUCGCCUAUUCGACACCACGGAGCAGAACUACACUCACGAGCACAACUCGCACAAGACCACAUAUGAGAAUUACUAUCACGAGUACAACGAUGCUGCAGUUGCUCGCCCAUUCGACGUCAAGGAGCAGAAUUACACUGAACAGCACAACUACGCUCAACAGCACAACUACACUCAACAGCACAACUACACUCAACAGCACAACUACACCCAACAGCACAACUACUAUCACGAGUACAACUACUAUCACGAGUACAACGAUGCUGCAUUUGCUCGUCCAUUCGACAUCAAGGAGCAGCAGCAGGUGGAGGUUGAACAAGACAAAGUUGGUGAGCCAAAGGUUGGCAUGUUGAUGGUUCCGGGCAACGAUGGUCAGGACAUCAGCAUGUCUGCGCACUUGUCACUUCUACGCACUCAACAACAACCACUGCUUGUCGUCUCAGCACUGAAGAUGUCUUUCUUCCACAACGACACCAGCGACGUUGAGAUGGAUCAGCAAUGGGAGUACGACUACCCAGACAUGGCUGCCGCCCUCUUCGACAAUGAUGGUAUCUCAUCUGGCCACCUGAGCAACCGUCUGCCCCCAAGCCCAAUCUACCUGUCACAUGAACCCAUCCACUUCGUUGAACAAACCAUGCCCUCCACUUCGUCCAACUCCCAACCAUUAAUGGCCGUGACUCCCGCCCUCGAGUGCCUUCGAAGCUGCAACACUGCCCUCCGCACUGCGUACCAGCUGCCCAAGACCGACACCACUGAGGGUCCCAUGUACACUGAAGACAAUCCUAACUUGAGUCCAGGCAUGAACAAGAGCUCCAGCAUCUCUGUUCCCCUGACUCCUGUCGAGCGCUCUGACACUGUUCACCAAAUCGAAGAGCAGUCCGCGUCUCUGCCUUCUCCCGAGGAUGGCUAUGACCCCUAUGGGGCUCACAUUCUCAGCCAGAUGUCCGACAUUGCGCAAUCCCCCAAUCCAGAACCAGAGCCAAGAUCCCAGGCGUUCGUGCUACCUGCGAGGCUUGUAGAAAGCUCAAGGUCAAGUGCCUGCCGGCACAUGACGACGGCCCUUGCCAAAAGUGCACCAAGAAGGGCGAACGCUGCAUCCGCAUGCCUCGCGCUGCCUACGGUUCUAGAACCAAGAGGCGUUGAGCUUGCAAUGAGUGCUCUCUAUCCCAUCAUUGGGCGCGCUCUCUUACUCUCUCUUUUGGCUCAUCCCAGACAUUCUUGUCCGGCCUCGCACAUCGUCUUUCACUUUCAACUACUCUCAACAUCAACACCUCUUGUUCGCUUGCAAUCACCCUCAUCGACCACUCCAACCAACAAGCCCCCAUCACAACGCUCUUCUCUGUCAUUAUUCAGGUCGCUGGCAAGACAGUCACAUGAGCGAGGUGUUUCUCUGGUUUCUGGCGUUACAGACCUCGCGUUUUUAGAUGGUUGGGUUAUCUCAGGAGCUCAGGCUUGA
This is a messenger RNA of Aureobasidium melanogenum CBS 110374, 2301 nucleotides long. RefSeq lists its product as uncharacterized. Gene Ontology annotation, biological process: regulation of DNA-templated transcription. NCBI's taxonomy places the organism in Eukaryota, Fungi, Ascomycota, Dothideomycetes, Dothideales, Saccotheciaceae. The transcript has 6 exons. The record is from RefSeq and is a predicted model, not a curated record. Bases 1 to 2301 code for a protein of 766 amino acids. Gene Ontology annotation, molecular function: DNA-binding transcription factor activity, RNA polymerase II-specific; zinc ion binding.